Daphnia carinata is the source of this 1164-nucleotide messenger RNA. It is a transcript of the gene Dtwd2, whose product is annotated as tRNA-uridine aminocarboxypropyltransferase 2-like. The transcript is spliced from 3 exons. Lineage: Eukaryota; Metazoa; Arthropoda; Branchiopoda; Diplostraca; Daphniidae. The record is from RefSeq and is a predicted model, not a curated record. Bases 206 to 970 code for a protein of 254 amino acids.
GAGAAACCACAACGGUGUGGCGCGACCAACACGGUGUGGCUAGCCAAGUGAACUCUGUAUUGAAAACAUGAGCAUUGCAAACAAGAUCGUCCACCGUAUCUGAAAAUCUUACAUACUCUACAAGUUCCAGUUCUUAAUCACGUGCCAUUAAAAGAUUAUCGAUUCGUAUUUUCACUAGCAAUUGCCCUGGAAAAUCUAAUCUGAAAUGGACGAAGAUUUUAUACAGUUUGCAGAUGAAAUCGUCCUAGGUGAAAAUGUACAAAGAUCAAGUUGUGCAAAAUGCAGACGUCCUCAAAGAGUUUGUUGGUGCUCAUACUUACCGGAGGUACCUGUUACAAUCAAUGGUAAAAUCAUUGUUUUGCAGCAUCCUGAUGAAGAAAAAAGAAAUCUUAAAACAGGACCAAUGCUUUUCCAUGGAAUGUCAAGUGGUCAAUGCAUUAUUUAUUAUGGAAAGAAGUUCCCCUCUGCCAAACAUGAAGGAUUAAAAGAAAUGCUGGAAGAACAUUAUACUUAUGUCCUGUAUCCCGGCCCCCAGUCUCGGAGCAUCACAACAAUCUCAGAUAUUCAUCCAAAAGGAGCACCAUAUAACCUGGUUUUGAUUGAUGGCACAUGGCAGCAAGCCAAAUCAAUGUAUUUUCAUAGCACUUUCCUUCAUUCAUUGCCUCAGGUUUCCUUGCCAGAGCUGGGUCCCAGUCUGUAUGUUAUCAGGACUCAGCCAUCAGAAUAUUGCCUAUCAACGGUGGAAUCAGCAGCGUUAGCAAUAUCUAUAAUGGAAGAAGAUAAAAGCAUUGUUGAUAAAUUAGUCCACCCCCUGAAGGCAUUGUGCACAUUUCAACUGAAUUAUGGUGCAGUAGAACACCAGGACAAGGUUACACUUUUGGAAUUAGGGCAGUAUAGAAAACCAGUAGGAAAACGCACAAUGAAAUUCCUUAGGCAAACAACUAAUAAAGCGGUCCUGGGAAAGUUUUGAAUUUUCAUAACCUUUCAUAUUAUUUGCAGUGCUUUCAACCAAGGGUAAUGCACUUUGUGGGUUGGAACUCUUGGUUACUAAUAGCCCAUGCAACCUCCUCAUUUCAUCAAGGUCCCUGUAUAGAUGUUGUUCUAUGUGAUCUAUCCGUGGCUGUAAGGCAUUCAUCUAAAUGAAAAUACAAGUGGUGAUUAUAA